CAAAGUUAAAAACAGACUUUGUUUAUCUUGCAGGUUGUUAGCUGAAAUGCUCUGCGACUAGUUAACCUACUUCAAAGCCACAUUAUUCUACUCUUCCAAGCCUUAAACGCUGAGAAGAGCGCGAAAAGCUGUUUUAUUUUGCUGCCUUACUAUUUAAAAAUUCUGCUAUCAUUGUAAUUAAAUCUCAUUGCUUUUUUUUUUCCUGAUUUCUGCAGCUUACACCGUGCAACACGAUAAAAAAAGGUGUCAGGAUUGCAAUUUUUGUUCUACAGCAAUUGCCAUUUGUCGAAGACAGUUCUGCAUUAAAGAUCUUGUUCUGGCUUUUUGUUUUAGUGUUUUUUCGAGAAGCUCCCCGUGAGGUUUUUUAAUCGAGCAUUUGGAGAGCGCCAUGGCGACCGAAGUGGAUACGUGGUCCUCUGCUCCAAAAGCCGACGGGGUGUUCUCUUUCGAAGACAACCUGUCCCAGGAAAACUGUCCCUACACUGUUGAUGAUGAGUUGCUGAAUGAGGCGGAGGUGAAUGGAAACUGGACCCCUCAGGAGAAAGCGCUCCACGAGGCGCGACUUAAAGCCAAAGCCAAGCGCCGCCUGCGCAAGUCUUCAUCCCGCAACUCCACCAGCGAGUCCUUCUCCGAAUCAGGAGAAUUGUCUGGAGGUGACCCACACAGUCCGAAGGGCAAAAUCAACACCAGCGACCGCAAAUCCAGGGCCGGCAAAGGCAGAGGUCUGCCAAAAAAAGGUGGGGCAGGUGGAAAAGGAGUGUGGGGGGCUGCGGGGAUGGUUUAUGAAGAUGAGGAGCCCGAUAUGCGAGACCCAAACUACGAUGAAUCUUCUCAGGGGGACACAGUUUACGCAACAGUUGUGCCAGAAAUAGAUGAGAAGGAACUGGAAAAAAUUGUGAACCCGAUUGUACAGGAGUACUUUGAACACGGAGACACAAAAGAGGUCCAGAUGUUGCUGAAGGGGCUCAACCUGGGCACACAUAAGUAUGAGUUUUCCUCCCUGGCUGUGUCCCUGUCCCUGGAGGGCAAAGCCAGCCACAGAGAGCUGACCUCCCGCCUGCUGUCCGAUCUGUCGGGCAAGAUGCUGUCUCAAAGUGAAAUGGCCCGUGCCUUCGACAAGAUCCUCAAAGAGCUACCAGACCUCAUACUGGACACACCAGAGGCUCCACAGAUGUUAGGCCAAUUUGUAGCGAGAGCCAUAGCUGACCACGUCCUCCCCAUGUCUUUUCUGGACUUUUACAAGGGCAAAGUGGACUGCGAGUAUGCCAGAGUGGCUUUAGACCGUGCCGAAGUGCUGCUGAACAUGAAGAGGGCGAUGGUUCGUCUAGAUAAUGUGUGGGGCGUUGGUGGAGGCCUGAGACCUGUCAAACACCUCGUCAAAGAGAUGAACCUCCUUCUGAAGGAGUACCUGAUAUCAGGAGACGUGUCGGAGGCAGAGCACUGUCUGCGGGACCUGGAGGUCCCACACUUCCACCAUGAACUGGUCUAUGAGGUUGUGGUAAUGGUGCUGGAGUCGAAAGGAGACACUGCCAGUCACAUGAUGAUAAAGCUGCUGCAGUCCUUCUGGAAAACAGGCCUCAUCACUGUGGAUCAGAUGAACAGGGGUUUCCAGCGUGUCUAUGACGAGCUCCCAGAAAUCAACCUUGAUGUGCCGCAUGCUCACUCCAUCAUGGAGACCUUUGUGGACCUCUGCUUCCAGGAGAAUGUGAUCACCAAACAGCUGCGGGAUGCCUGCCCUGCCAGGGGUCGGAAGCGCUUUGUCAGUGAAGGAGAUGGGGGAGUGAUUAAGAGCUAAUUCACAGGAAGAAGAGCAGCAGCAGCAGCAGCAGCAGGAGGAGGAAGAGGAGGGAUGUCUAAAGGUCCUUACACCCAAUUUCCUCUCCAGCUUCAACAUGUUUUCCCCCUGAAAUCGGGGCAUGCUGGCAGUCUAAAGUUUCCUUAUUCCUCUCCUGAUAAUGUUGUCAUUACACAAACCAGCAUUGACCUUGGUGUAAGUAGACUGAAAAUGUGCGUAGGCGUUCAGUUCCAUUCAUCUUGUUGAUCACAGUUUGUGACAUUUUUUGUAAGAAAAUUCUUUAUUUUUGGGGUUGAUACGCCCCCCUUGCCUCAGUCUUUGUACGUGUUUAUCAAGAAUAACUAGAGUCAGAGCUGGAGAAAGACGAGUAGACAGGCUGGGGUGUGUGGGAGAUGAAUUGGGUGUUUUGUCUGUUGCUUCGCUUCACCUGUUGCCAGGCCUCUAUUUUUUUUUUUUCUUCAAUGUUGAGUGCUAUGGAUAAAAAAAGCACUUAAAAGACAGAGCAUACUCAACAUUCAGAGCGCUUAGUAAUUUGGCUCAACAACAGGAUCAAAACCGCUUCAUUUUCUCCUCAAAUUAUUAGAAAUUAUUUUAAGGACAACAUACUUGGUACCUUCUGGUACAAGUGCUUUCUAUUGAUCCUUUAUGAACAGUUUGUUUUGUUAAUUUUUCUUUUCAUUGCAUCUUGGUUCUUUGAGGCCAAAUAUGAACUUUAGCAAAGCAGGAAAAGCAAGUGUUUGGCACUCGUUGUUGGGUGGGUAUUUGAAAAUUGCUUUAUGGCAAAUAUACUUGAAAGCUCUUUUUUCUGAAAAAAAAAAAAAAUGGGGUUAAUGUGUGUAAAUAAAACAAAAUUAAGCAUGCAAUGUUUUGAGCACUCUGAAUUUGCAAUUUAAUAAAUCUACAGCUCAACAUGUAGAAAGCAGAAGUAAUCAGGAAGUUGACUUUGAACUGGUUUACCUGUCUACUUUGUCUGUAAAGUGGCCACCUCAACUUUGAUUGACAAGCAUAUUCAUAUAUAUGCAUAUUCUAUUCUGACACUGGUUGUAACAGUUUUUCAUGUUGACGAAAGUAAAAAAUGUGUCUAAGAAAUAUAUAUAUAUAAUCUAUUGAAAAGCAACAAAAAGAGUUUUCUGUAUUCUUUUUGGUUAUGCCCGCAGUAUUGAUUGAUUGAAAGUUAACUGGGGUAGGUUGUUGGGCAAGUGUCGUAGAGAUUUACAUCUAUCACAUUUGUUGAACAUUCAUCAGUUGUGAUCAUAAUUGUAUAUUUCCAGUUGUCUUUCACUUGCAGCUAUAUCUUCUCCGUGUCUCAUUUCCCAUCUUUCUGUAUGAACAAUGGUCGGAGCAGGUGUAGACAUUUUAAUUUAGAAGCAGUUUGAGGCCAAAGCUUGGAUUUUCUUUUUCUUUUGACCCCAUUCAUGGUACAUCUAAGAUACCUGGUACCAUGUUUCAUGGCAAAGCUUUAUAAUGCUUACAGUGUAAAUAAGUGGUUGAGGGAAAUCAUGUUAAAUGGUUCAUAUUUUGGAAACUGGUGUUAUUCGCAGGACAUUCAUGCAUGCAUGCAGCUGUCCACUGUCAAAUAGAGACUACAAUGUUUAUGUUUUGUAUUCCUACAAUCACAUUUGUACUCUCUACUUAUUUUGGAACGAUAACAUGUUUAAAAACACUCCCCUAAACAUUAACUUCAUUUUAUAUAUUUCAAUAAAACUACAUAUUUCCCUC
Messenger RNA from Eleginops maclovinus (Patagonian blennie), 3514 nucleotides. It is a transcript of the gene pdcd4a, whose product is annotated as programmed cell death 4a. Gene Ontology annotation, cellular component: cytosol; nucleus. The record is from RefSeq and is a predicted model, not a curated record. The coding region runs from base 389 to 1795 and encodes 468 amino acids. The transcript has 11 exons. Gene Ontology annotation, biological process: negative regulation of DNA-templated transcription. Lineage: Eukaryota; Metazoa; Chordata; Actinopteri; Perciformes; Eleginopidae.